UGCAUUAUAUUAUGCAAGUCUUUGAAUCAUGGCCUUUUGACUAAAAGAUUUUAAUUCUCCAUUUGUAUCUAAGUUAUAAUAUCUCAAAAAGAAUAAAGUAUUUUCCAUAAGAUUCCAACAAUGGUUUCUUGGAAAAUCCUGUUAUGGUUUGUCUCAAUUUAUCUUGCAUUUAUUAGCUCUUUCUGUCAAGAAACUACAAAUAUUGUCCCUCUUGGUUCCAAUAUCACAGCUGGAACUGAAUCUUCACACUGGCUUUCAUCCUCUGGAGAUUUUGCUUUUGGUUUCUACCAUCUUAACAGUACUGGACUAUUCCUUGUUGGAAUAUGGUUUGAUAAAAUCCCCGAUAACACUCUCGUUUGGUCAGCCAAUCGUGAUGAUCCAGUUCAUGCUGGAUCAAAGGUUAAUCUAACGUUGAGUGGACGCCUCGUGUUGAAAGAUACUAAUGGGAGAGAGUUUGUUUUGUACAAUGGCACAGGCACUAGUCAUGAUACUAUGCAAGAUGAUGGAAAUUUUGUCCUGAAAAAUUCAUCCUCAGGUGUCUUGUGGGAAAGCUUUGAUUUCCCAACAGAUACAAUUUUGCCUGGUCAAUAUCUUGAUAUGGGGCAGGCGCUGUUUUCCAGUGCCAAUGGGACAGUAGAUUACUCGACGGGGAAGUAUAGACUACUGAUGCAGACUGAUGGGAAUGUGGUCUUGUCUGCAUAUAGAACUGCUGAUAUUGGCUACUGGAAUUCUAUAACUGAAAACAAUAAGAAUGUAAGACUGGUCUUCGACAACACCAGUGAUACUUUGCUCAUUACAAAUGGAAGCUCUAUCAUAUCCAACAUGACAUUGACAGAGAAGUUGCCUGAUUCAGUUCGAGAUUAUUACCACAGAGCUAUGAUCACUGAUAAAGGAGAUUUCCAACAGCUCUUCCACAGAAAAGUAAAUGGGAGCGGUUGGAAUGUUGCACUGCAAGUUAUCGUGAAGCCUUGUAUUGUGAAUAACAUUUGUGGUGUAUAUGGCUUUUGCCAAUCACCAGACAAUAAGGAAGCCAAUUGUAGUUGCUUGCCAGGCUAUUCUCCAAGGGAUCAGUACACUCCAUCUAAAGGAUGUUAUCCGAAUGAGAUGAAAGAUUUUUGUGAUCCGAAUUCUUCCCUUUCGGAUGUCUAUGUUGAAAGGAUCUCUAAUGCUGAUUUCCCUAAUAGGAUGUAUGCUGAACUAGAAAGGGUAUUUGAUACUACAGAGGAGCUUUGCAGGCAGGAAGUGUUGAAUGAUUGUCUUUGUGAGGCAGCUGUGUUUAAUGAUUCAACAUGUUUCAAGAAGAGGAUGCCUAUACAGAAUGCCAGAAGUAUUAAUCCUGAUACAAAUAACAUGGUUGCAUUUCUUAAAAUUAGCAACUCUUCGAUAACUCAAAACAAAAAGCACUCUAUUUCAAAGGGUGUUUUGGUAGCAGGUGUGACAGUAUGUUCAGUACUCGCUCCGCUUUUUGCAGCAAUUGCUAUAUAUUAUCACCCUUUUGUGAAGAAACAUAGAGAUGCCAAAACCCCUCCAAAAAGAAAGGCAAUUGAGAUGAAUUUAAGGGCAUUUUUGUUCCAGCAGCUGCACGAAGCCACCAACGGUUUCAAGAAUAAAUUAGGCCAAGGAGCUUCUGGUGCUGUUUAUAGCGGAAUUCUCAAGUUAGAGGAUGAAGAAGUUGAAGUUGCUGUGAAGAAAUUAGGAAAUGGAAUUGAACAAGGUGAUGAUAAAGAAUUUUUGGCAGAAGUAAGGGUGAUAGGCCUAACACAUCACAAAAAUCUGGUUCAUUUGAUAGGCUUCUGCAAUGAAAAAAGCAACAGGCUUGUUGUUUAUGAAUUAAUGAAAAAUGGGGCCGUGUCAAAUAUUGUCUUUCGCGAUGGACAAAAACCAAGCUGGAAGCUAAGAAGUGACAUAGUACUUGACAUUGCCAGAGGCCUGUUAUACUUGCAUGAAGAGUGUGAGAACCAGAUCAUUCAUUGCGACAUUAAGCCACAGAAUAUCCUUCUUGACAAGAACUACUCUGCAAAAAUUGCUGAUUUUGGUCUUGCAAAGCUUCUUAUGAAAGACCAGACGCGAACAAACACGAAUUUUAGAGGAACCAUGGGUUAUAUGGCACCAGAAUGGCUAAAAAAUGUGCCCGUGACAACCAAAGUUGACAUCUACAGUUUUGGUGUUUUGCUGCUUGAGAUUAUUUUCUGCCAAAGGCACAUGGACUUGAACCCAAUCGGCCAAGAAAAUGAAGAACCCGAGUUGAUCUUAGUCGAUUGGGUUCUUCAUUGUGUGAGAAACGAGAAGCUGAGAGCUGUUGCUAGUCUUGAUGAAGAAAUUAUGUUACAUUUUCACAAUUUUGAGAGAAUGACUAUGGUUGGCCUAUGGUGCUUGUGUCCUGAGCCGAAUCUUCGACCAUCUGCAGCAAAGCUUGUUCAGAUGUUGGAAGGAACUAUAGAACUAGGUGUUCCUCCUAUGGUUGAUACAACUAUAUGAGCCAUUUUCUGUAUUAUCUUGUAAUUUUUCCAACAAUUAAGUGUCAUUCUGUUUUAUUAAUCAUUAGACCUGGUUAAAUUUCA
Messenger RNA from Solanum tuberosum (potato), 2561 nucleotides. Its product is annotated as G-type lectin S-receptor-like serine/threonine-protein kinase RLK1. Gene Ontology annotation, biological process: recognition of pollen; protein phosphorylation. The record is from RefSeq and is a predicted model, not a curated record. Bases 121 to 2478 code for a protein of 785 amino acids. NCBI's taxonomy places the organism in Eukaryota, Viridiplantae, Streptophyta, Magnoliopsida, Solanales, Solanaceae. Gene Ontology annotation, molecular function: ATP binding; protein serine/threonine kinase activity. The transcript has a single exon.